UGGUGACGAGGGGCCAUGGCAAUCUACACCACACCCACCUUUUAUUCUCUCCCACCUUCUCAGGGGCCUUGCUUCUUCCUUACUGCUUCUAUUACAAUUGCCACAACCUUUUUCCUCCAAAAUCUUGAGUACCCAUUUCCUAAAACGAGUGUCUUCUGGAACUUUUUCAAGCUGCUUCUCUGGGUUAUGUUAAAUUGGAGACAGACUCUCACUAUCAGGUAUGGGUUCUGGAUAUUGGUUUAAGGCAUUAAUCGGCUUAAAGAAAUCCAAGGAUGGCAGUUCAAAACGAUUGAAGGGACCUUCAGUUAAUGGAAAAUCAAAUUCCAUAAAAUUGAAAAAGUCUAGUUUUUCAAAUGGUAAAAAUCUUGGAUUGCCAGAUGAGGAAAUAGCUGCAAUUCGAAUUCAGACUGCUUUCCGUGCAUAUGUGGCGAGAAAAACUUUACGCCGCUUGAAAGGGAUUGUUCGAUUGCAAAUACUGACCCAAGCUUAUCCUGUUACAAAGCAAGCCACAACUACAUUGAGCUAUCUUCAUUCAUGGAGCAGAAUACAGGAUGAGAUUAGAGCUCGUCGACUCUAUAUGGUAACGGAAGGACGGAUCAAGCAGAAGAAAUUAGAGAAUCAACAUAAACUUGAGGCGAAGCUUCAUGACAUAGAGGCGGAAUGGUGUGGUGGAUCCGAAACAAUGGAUGAAAUUCUUGCAAGGAUAUAUCAAAGAGAAGAGGCAGCAGUUAAGCGUGAGCGGGCUAUGGCAUAUGCCUUUUCUCAUCAGUGGAGGGCCAACUGUAGUCAGAGCCAAGGAUUGGGUAAUUAUGAACUUGGCAAAGCUAAUUGGGGUUGGAGCUGGAAAGAACGAUGGAUUGCUGCUCGUCCAUGGGAAAGCCGUGUGCAGUCACCUAGCCCAAAGAAAGUACUGAGUAAGCAAGCUAGCAAGGUUGGUAAAAACACAAAUUCACCAACGCCAAAAACUCCAGUUUCAGUCAAGCUCCCUUCAUCAAAUGGUAAGGGAACUACAAGGGCUCGGAGAUUGUCUUACACAGCAGAUGAAGUAAAACCGGUUGCACGUGCAGAGGGCAUUAAAACUGAAGAGAGGAACACUCAGAAAUAAAUAUUGACUUGCUGGUUUUGGGCCAACGGUAGAGACUAAAUAAGAAUGUCUUCCGUAUGUUAUCAGUUCAAACUGCAGAAAUUUGAGGGAGGAUCCAUUUUUUAAUAUAGGCGGUCAUUUCUGAUUCUUGUACAUGGAGUGGUGUGGAAGUUAUAUGCUUGGGCGUGCAGUAAAGGAUUAUCGAACAGGACCUGGAUUUGGGACUGACCAGAGCAUCCUUCUAUGAUUUUUUUCUCCCUAUUCUUCAUUUUGAUGUAUAUUCUUAAA
Messenger RNA from Prunus avium (sweet cherry), 1372 nucleotides. It is a transcript of the gene IQD9, whose product is annotated as IQ-domain 9. Gene Ontology annotation, molecular function: protein binding. Lineage: Eukaryota; Viridiplantae; Streptophyta; Magnoliopsida; Rosales; Rosaceae. The record is from RefSeq and is a predicted model, not a curated record.